GAUAGCUGCACUGUGCGUGCAACUCGACCAUUCUUCAUUGUUUAAGCUCUCGUUUUAUGUUUUUCUCCAUAAAAAAAAAACAAAAUUUCAAUCAUUGAACGUUCGCCCUGCAUAAGGUGUUUUUGUGUUUAAUCAGAAAAGAAAAAGUUGUAAUGGCAGCGACUCAAUGGGUAAAAAGUCGUUUUCUUGAAGACAUCAAAAGCGGGAAUUUAAAGGGAGUUGAAAAUUACGUCUCAUGGAAAUAUCCUUUAGAUUUCAUUGAAAGAAAUGGAUAUGAAUCUCCACUGACAACGGCGAUAGUUGCAAAGAAAUACGAUAUAGUGAAGUAUCUAGUAGAAAAUGGAGUCAAUGUUGAUUACAAAGAUGGUAAAAAUUGUGCACCGUUGCAUUUGGCAGUAUACGAAGAAUGUCCGUUAGAUAUUCUAAAACUACUUAUAAAUAAGGAUGCAAGUAUCAAAAAGCAAAGUGAUGGCCAAUCCCCACAAAAUACACAAAACUACAAUGAACCUUUAUUUUCACCUAUACAAGAGGCCAUUUGGAGUGGACAAUUAUAUAAAGCUAGACAACUUUUAGAAGAUGGUGCAGAUGUGUGUGAGAUUGGUAGAAGCGACAACAUUCCCCUUCUGAUAGCCGUUGAAGGAGGAAAACUCGAAGCAAUCAAACUUUUAUUCGAAUUUGGAGGCGAUAUUACAAUGCAAACUGCAUUUUUAAAAGCCAUAACAUUGGGCAAAAUUGAUAUAAUUAAUUUUUUUAUUACAAACAAAGUUAUAAUUGAUUGCAAAUAUCGGGAAAAAUCUACACCCCUAAUAGAAGCUAUUCGGGCGAGGAAAUUUGAUGUGGUGAAGAUUUUAAUUGAAAAUGGCGCAGAUGUUAAUUUUACAACCGAUAGAGGUCAUAAUCCACUGUUUGAAUCAUUGAAAUAUUGCACUUGCGACGUUACGAAAUAUUUAAUAAGUAAGGGAGCGAAAAUGGGAGCGGAUUGGUUAAAGAUUUUGACUUUUCAAAUUGUGAAAAAAUUAAUUAAAAUGGAAGUUGAACUGAAAAGUAUUUUGCUGGGAGAUUUUACAUGUAAUACACUACUAGCAGCUGUGGAAACUAAAAAUACUCUUAUUGUCAACUACCUUUUGGAACAAGGACUUCCAAUUGAUUUGUAUGAUAAAAAGAAAAAAAGUCCACUUGCAAUAGCUGCCAAAAAUGGCUCUUACCACAUUGUUAAAAUUUUGAUCGAUGCUGGCGCUGAUAUUUAUUCAGCCAAAGAAGUAUUGGACGAAUUUGCUAAUCAAAAUAAUGAAUUAUAUGUUUAUUAUCAAAGUUUGAAACCAAACCUUAAACCUACACAAAUUUCUGAAGUUUCUAUCGACGAAUCUCACGAAGACUUUAUUGUCGUGGAAUGAAUUUUUUGAGGUUAUUCUUCUGUAUAUUUCACAAUGAAAAUAUUAUUAAUGAAUGUUCUUCAAUAGAACAAUAACUAGCUAUUUGUAAAAUUUCAAUUUCGUAAUGAAAAUUUCUGUGACUUUGAUUUUGUAAAUUUUUUUAAAAACUCAUUAAUAAAUCAUUUACAAUAAGCCUGUUUUCUUUAAUGGAAAUGUAAAACAGUCAACGUUGGCACACCUAACAAAUGCAUUCAUGGUAAUUUUGAUAAAGGAAGUUGGCAACAAAAAAAUCGUCUACGAGAAUUUAGAA
Messenger RNA from Tribolium madens (black flour beetle), 1683 nucleotides. RefSeq names its product ankyrin repeat and KH domain-containing protein 1-like. Gene Ontology annotation, molecular function: protein binding; RNA nuclease activity; RNA binding. The coding region runs from base 153 to 1394 and encodes 413 amino acids. The record is from RefSeq and is a predicted model, not a curated record. NCBI's taxonomy places the organism in Eukaryota, Metazoa, Arthropoda, Insecta, Coleoptera, Tenebrionidae. The transcript has 3 exons. Gene Ontology annotation, biological process: RNA processing.